This is a messenger RNA of Caenorhabditis remanei, 1215 nucleotides long. RefSeq lists its product as uncharacterized. The record is from RefSeq and is a predicted model, not a curated record. Gene Ontology annotation, biological process: Golgi organization; endosome organization; phosphatidylinositol phosphate biosynthetic process. NCBI's taxonomy places the organism in Eukaryota, Metazoa, Nematoda, Chromadorea, Rhabditida, Rhabditidae. Gene Ontology annotation, molecular function: 1-phosphatidylinositol 4-kinase activity. The transcript has 9 exons. Gene Ontology annotation, cellular component: trans-Golgi network; lysosomal membrane; endosome. Bases 1 to 1215 code for a protein of 404 amino acids.
AUGUAUAGGUGUGGAUACUUGUCGGAGGUCGGAGCUUCGUUGGUUGAUGAGAAACUCAAAUUGGGAAUCGUACCACCUACAGGAGUUGUCGAAUUGGCUGCCCCAACAUUCUACUAUGACCGUAUCGAUAGAGCUAAGGCUCGUACAAAGGAAAGAAUUCAGUCGAGAUACCCAAACAUUGGACGACGUUUCCAUCGUAUUGGAUUGCCGGAAAAGACUGGCAGUUUCCAAUUGUUCGUCAAAGGAUAUCAAGAUGCUGCUCAUUGGCUCAGAACCUGGGUCAAUCAGCCGGAGACUGCACCACCACCGGUCACCCAAAGAGAGUUCCAGUUCUUGUUCGAAAAACUGGUUGCCUUGGACUAUAUCAUCCGUAACACCGAUCGUGGAAGUGACAACUGGCUUAUCAAGUAUAUCCUUGCCGAUGUGAUAGAUCGCGCACCGGUUCAUAACAAUGAUAUUCCAUGCGAUCCAGCUAAUGCUAAGCCUCAGGUACCUGGCGACGAGAAACUCAUCGAUUUGGUCGACUCAGAAAUGAUUCCAGAUGCACCACUUGGAUCUCUUCACAUCGAUGAUCCAGCUCCAGCAGAGGUCGAGUGGGCCGACGUUUCGAUUCCAACUGUUGACGUGGCAGCCAUUGAUAACGGAUUGGCAUUCCCGUUUAAACAUCCUGACGAGUGGAGAGCGUAUCCAUUCGGAUGGGCGCUUCUCCCACAGGCUCGUAUUCCAUUCUCGGAUGACAUCGUCGACUUGCUUCUGCCAAAGCUGGACGAUACUAAAUGGGUCCGUGAGCUCUGCGAGGAUCUCCGACGUGUUUUCAAGAACGACAAAGGAUUCGACAAGAAAAUCUUCGAGAAGCAAAUGUCGGUGAUGCGUGGACAAAUCUUCAACUUGCGAGAGGCUUUGAUGAAGAAGAAAAGCCCCUAUCAACUCAUUCAGAUGCCUCCACAGCUCAUGGUCGAAGUGAAACAAAAGAAGAAGAAGUCGAGACGUUCUCGCAACGCAGAGUACGAGGAGGCACCCAACUAUGAUUCGGACGCUUCUGCUGUGCACAGCGCAUCUGGCAAUGUGGAGCCUGAACAGCCCGGCCCUUCCACUUCAACUGCCGGCCCAUCGACUUCUUCCGAGGCGGGAGCAUCGAGCAUUGGCUCCAAAUCUUGGCAAGAGACAUAUGAGCAGAAAGUGCAGACUAAGCUCCCGUUCUUCCGUUGGUGGUGA